AUGAAACUGGAGUGGAACUCAUUGUCCAAAGUGAAGUUCGUAAACGCCGAAUUAGCCACGACGCAGUAUGUCCAGAUUAGAAGCAAAGCGGGGCCGCGUCUGUCCAGCGUUGAUGCCAUGACCAUCGUGCGUAAUUGCGCUCCAGCUGAGUUUGGCGAAAGUCUGGCAAAGUGGAUGUUGAACUUGGAGCAGCUGGCAGCAUGUGCUCAAUACCCCAUCGUCAAUUAUGAACCCGCAUGUUGUGAGAAGUUGCCUGAAACACGCGUGCACGUAAACUAA
Messenger RNA from Knipowitschia caucasica, 279 nucleotides. Lineage: Eukaryota; Metazoa; Chordata; Actinopteri; Gobiiformes; Gobiidae. The record is from the annotation of a GenBank genome assembly.